Molecule: messenger RNA, 1914 nt
Organism: Aspergillus alliaceus
Lineage: Eukaryota; Fungi; Ascomycota; Eurotiomycetes; Eurotiales; Aspergillaceae
Product: HET domain-containing protein
Exons: 3
Coding region: 14-1900 (628 amino acids)
Source: RefSeq, a predicted model, not a curated record
UGAUAAGAGCACCAUGUCGACAAAUGGUCAACAUCCCCUGUAUUCUCCCUUGCCUGCAGGAAAAUGGACGCGGCUUCUCAUCCUUGAGCCAGGCCCUUGGGAUCAGGAUGUGAUCAGCGCUACUCUUGUCACUAGUCAAAUUGGACGUGACUCCUAUGAAGCAAUUUCAUAUGUCUGGGGCAACCCCAGAAAUAUCAGACAGAUUAAUUGCCAGGGCUAUUCACUCAAUGUCACGGCCAAUCUCUACUUGGCGUUGCGUCAGGUAAGGCGAACAAGCGAACCGAGACGCAUAUGGGCCGAUGCCCUCUGUAUCAACCAAUUAGACCUACAAGAAAAGGCGCUCCAAGUUAAUAUGAUGGGUGAAAUUUAUUCCCAGGCUGAACAAGUUAUCGUCUCGUUUGGCGACGACGGCAAGAACGGAGAAGCAGCAAGAAUCGCAUUCCAAGUCAUUGAGGAUUAUAAUCUCCUCGCUGCGAAGUAUCUGUCAGAGGAGCGGAUUCGUACUGGAGAAUGGUGGCAGCCGGAUGGGGGCUAUGGUACUAUUACCUCUGAGCGUCUGCAACAUGUGGUUCCGAUAUUUGAGCAGUCCUGGUUCCAGCGCGUCUGGAUCCUCCAGGAAAUCGGCCUUGCGAAGAAAGCCUUUCUUGCUUAUGGAACUUCCGUGAUUGACUUCACCAAGAUCAUGGAAUUUGCACAGGCCUGGGCGAGGACUGGGAGGCACUUCCCAGACAUUUCCUUCAAGUCUGGAUACAUUUCUGAUCUUUUCAACUCCGUUUGGGUUUCGUACACAGACGCCCACAACUCCUGGUUUCGGGAUUCGUACAUCCUUACGACCAUCUCGCGGCAUACGGACACGUCGAACAGCGAAUUUGAAGAUGUGUUAUUCAGGGCUCGACAUAUUCAGAGGGCGACUGACCAUAGAGACUACGUCUAUGCCUUCCUUGGCCACCCUCUCGCUAAGCCAAGAACUGGCAAUCUCUUACUGGAAGCUGACUACACCAUAGACCUAACUGAACUGCGGCUUCGUUUGUUCUCUCAACUGAGCACCCGCUCACAUCGGUUCCUGGGAUUAGUGUGGAACUGCUCAUCUAAGGACCUGAAUAGUCAAGGUCCCUCGUGGUGCCCUCGUUUGGAUACUCGUCGAGCCUGGACCAUAAACGGUAGGUAUGCUGCGGACCGAGGUACUUUCACGUCUUUCCAAGGCUUGUCUACCAAGGAAGUGGACAGGUCUCGGCUAAAACUCCGCGUGUUCCUCAUUGAGACUAUCCUCUCUUGUGGUGAAGUCGCCGAUAUACCCCCUGAGAGCAAAAUGAAGGAGGCUUGGGAUAGAGAACCAAAUUACCGUAACGCAGAGGAGCUACUAAGUGAGAAUCCUAGCCUUGCCGAACGAUACUGGUCCCUUCUUCGGGAGUUUGAGAAGCAGAGCAGCCUCGCUUAUCCGGAUAUGGCACUCGCAUUGGCCAGCACGCUUCUUGGAAUCUGCGACAAGGAUGAUGACCUGAGCAUUGCCCGAAGCUUCAUAGAGUACUGUGGCAACUACUGCGGCUCUAUACUGGCUCAUCUCCGUGAUUCCGGGUGGCUCAAACAGUACAGUUCGGGCCCCAAGGCACGCUACAUCCCAUUCCUGCAGCGGGCGGCAAAUCAUAUUAAUGGAGAAAGGUUUUUUAUUACAAUGAAAGGCUACAUCGGCACGGGCUCACCCUUAGUCGAACCUGGAGAUCAGAUAUGUAUUAUUCCUACAGUUCAGACUCCACUCGUUAUUAGGCGUAUUCCAGAUAGGCCUGGAAUGUUCCACGUCAUUGGGGCGUGCUACGUACAUGGUAUGAUGUAUGGCGAAGUCCUAGAGAGGCUACAACAGACUGCGGGAUCGAUACAAAUGACCACUGUGGUGUUUCUAUAGUGGACUGAUUUGUG